Messenger RNA from Diversispora eburnea, 712 nucleotides. The record is from the annotation of a GenBank genome assembly. NCBI's taxonomy places the organism in Eukaryota, Fungi, Glomeromycota, Glomeromycetes, Diversisporales, Diversisporaceae.
AUGGAAAAAUUAGAAUCUAUCUUACAACAACAAAAAGCGCAGGCACCAGUUCCGCAAACUAUUGAACCAGUUAGACAGCCAAGAGGUAUAUAUAGUAAAGAAGAUUUAGAUUUAAAAUAUACUGAAAAACCUUUUCAAAGAUCUCGUCCACAGCAAAAAGAUAAUUCUAGAUUAGAGGAGAAAGUAGAUGAAAUUGGGAAUAUGUUAUCUCAUCUUAAUAUAAAUAAUCAAUUCCAAAAACCAGUAGCCAAAUCAAAUCGAACACAACGAUAUUAUCCCUUUCAACCAAUAAAUUUAACAUAUAAUGAAUUAUUUCCAAAGCUUUCACCGGUAAUGCGAAAAAUGUACCAGUCUCAUACAGUUCAGAAGGAAAAAUCAGAUAAAUGGUUUUCAUAUUUACAAUAUCUGAAUACUAAAAUAGAUAAUAUGCCAAUCUUUAAUUCUUUCUUAGAUCCCGAAAGUAAAUUUGGAAUCUUAAAUGAUGUAACAAUUAAUGCUUUGGGAUGGAAAGCUAACAAGCCAUCUAACUUCGAUAUAAAAGAUAACUCUAAACAUAUCACUGAAAUAUUGGGAUGGUUUAUAAAUGUGCCAGUCAGUAUAAUAGAUAAGGAUGGUAAAACUGUCACAUCUAUUGAAAAUUUCACACAUAUUGAUGAUGGUGAACCUGAACCAAUGUUAUGUUUAGGUAUGUCAUGGAUUCGAAAAGUUCAAG